This is a messenger RNA of Fusarium vanettenii 77-13-4, 1527 nucleotides long. RefSeq lists its product as uncharacterized. Gene Ontology annotation, cellular component: nucleus. NCBI's taxonomy places the organism in Eukaryota, Fungi, Ascomycota, Sordariomycetes, Hypocreales, Nectriaceae. The record is from RefSeq and is a predicted model, not a curated record. Gene Ontology annotation, molecular function: zinc ion binding; DNA-binding transcription factor activity, RNA polymerase II-specific; DNA binding. Gene Ontology annotation, biological process: DNA-templated transcription; regulation of DNA-templated transcription. The annotation marks the transcript as partial. The transcript has 4 exons.
AUGGUGGAUAACUCAAGACGAGACCGAUCCCAAGCGCGGAUCCGGAAGACAUCCGAGAUUUGUGCCCAGUGCCGCAACCGCAAGGUCCGGUGCGAUGGAGACCUUCGAGGAUGCUGCAACUGCAAAAGACUUCGGUUCGAGUGCUCUCUGGUCGCCUCGCCCACCGACAAGGACGAUCUACCAGAGCUACUCGAAAGACGGCGGGUUUGGAGAGCGUGCAUACGUUGCCGAGAUCGCAAGUUGAAGUGUUCCGGAGGAUCUCCAGCAUGCUCUCGGUGCGUUCAGCGAGGCGUCGCAUGCCAAUAUCCCAGCUCUGCGACGCCGAUUAACACCAGUGCACAAGGUGUUCUUCAACCUGCCUCUUCCAAUUCACAUACUCCAACAUCGCAACAGGUGCAAAGCGAGGGAAGCCCACCGCUUGAAUCCACGCAAACUACAGCUAAUGCGCAAGCCGAGGCUUCGACAUUACAUGCUGUGAAGCAAUAUAUAGAGGCCUUUUUCGAAUUCAUCUACCCAAUUCCCUGUUAUGGAUUCCUUCACCGAGCGAGCCUCCUCCAAGCCUGGUCCAGGGGCCAUCUCAGCCCACUCGUCCUGCGUGCCAUCUGCGGCCUCACCACGCGCUUCAUCCACCAGAACGACCCAACGCACACAACUCUUGCACGUAAAUGGAUCCAAGAGGCCGAGUCUGAACUUCUUUCCCGCCUUUCUGAGCCAAGAGUGUCCGAUGUCGAGGCCUGGUUGCUUGUCACGCUUGACCAGUACCUCUCACGACAGUUCAGCAAGAUGCUUGUCUCCAUGUCGUUGACCUCUCGGCUUGCUUAUAUCCUACGUCUCAACCACGAGAAUGACCGACCAUCAUUCCUUCUACAGGAAAGGCGAAGGCGGCUGAUGUGGUCCAUCUUCACGACAGACACUCUGUAUUCCAGUGGUAAGAAGGAAUUCACAUCUUGUACUACGGAAACCCUUCAUAUUCGGCUCCCCUGCAACGAAAAGUCUUUCUCUAUGGAUAUGCCUGUUGCAACAGGGUUGUUGACAAACGAGGUUGAUGCUUCCGGCGAGUCAAACAUUGGUCUGCUGGGCUACUGCCUCCACGUGCUAGACAUUCGCGACCGUUGUCAGAGCAAUCAUCGAAAACUCUCGGAAGCCUCCCUCACCGCCGUCCAGUCCAUCGAGAACGAACUUCAGCGCUUUGGCAAUUCCCUCCCUGAGCGCUACAAGUUCGAUGCCAAGGCCUUCUCUUUACGGGCCUUCUCUCCAUCGCGAACUCCGUUCCUAAUGCUACACGCUUGGUGGCAUCAGACGCACUGCGACCUCUUCCGCUUUGCGAUUCCCGGGUUCCGAGAAGGUCUCCCUGUAACCGAAAUCUCCCAGCUAUCGCCCGAAUUUUCGACUUCUUGCCGCGAAAAGUGCCUCUCUCACGCCUUGGCCGUAUCAAGAAUUCUCGAGACACCCAAGUUAGUCGGCGGGGCAGACCUGAUCAGUGACCCAUCCCUCGCCAUGUGCGCUUUUCACUCGGCAAGGAUCAUC